Messenger RNA from Drosophila serrata, 3121 nucleotides. RefSeq lists its product as uncharacterized. Gene Ontology annotation, biological process: cell-cell adhesion. The record is from RefSeq and is a predicted model, not a curated record. Gene Ontology annotation, molecular function: protein binding. Lineage: Eukaryota; Metazoa; Arthropoda; Insecta; Diptera; Drosophilidae.
UCGAACGCAACGGUACACGAACGGACACGUCGCGUGCAAACACACACUCAGCACACUGGCAGGACAACAACAGAAUGUGUCCCGAUAACAGAGCCCAAACAAACACCAAAUUGCAGUUCAAUUUAAUUAAAUGAAACACACAUUUUUUUCGAGUUUAGCGUUGACUCAAAGUGGCAACAACUCCCUUCUUCCACAACAAUAACAACAAAUAAACAAUAAAGAAGCAGUGCAAAAAGUACCGAAAGUCAGCAGCCGCAUUUUGAAGUUACGUCAAAAGGAGUCGAGAAGAAGGGAGAGAGAGAGAGCCGAAUAAGCAAACAACAACACCAACAACAACAGCAACUAGAGCAGAGCACGCGAUAAACGAAUCACGAGCAACUGUAAAUGCGAAAGGAGAAAGCAGACGCAGAAAAGGAAGCAGUGAAGGGAAUUUGUUUUUGGCGCGUCGUCGCCGUUAGCUUUUGUUUUUGUUUUUCCGUUUCUGUUGUUUUUGUUUUUGUUCCUGUUUUUCUUUGUUGAUUGCUUUGCAGCCGGCGAAGGGUGCCAAAGCGGAGACUGAUAAAGCGCGUAGGCGGCGCAGGCGAAGGAGGCGGAGCAGCGAGCAGGGCGAGCAGUAGGAACACCCAGGCUUAUGUAAAGCGUAAUAUGGAAGCAUGUCGUCCACUUCCAGCUCCGUGCUAACGUUGUCAUCGUUUAAUCUAUUAUUUUUCACCCAAGUGCUCACUGUACUCAGUUCGACGAUCAAGUACAACGAAUACGCCACAGACAAGGGCAACAAUGUGAGCAUACCUUGCAUAGCCCAGGGCAACAUUAUGUGGGUGAAAGAGCACGGCAACAACAGCACAAUAGUUCAGACUGGUCGUGUCUUGGUUCUGCGCAAUGUAAGCCCCUCGGAUGGUGGCAUCUACGUGUGCUUCGCCUCGCUGCCCCGGCCAUCGUCAACUGCAGCAACUGCAACAUCUGCAACAACUGCAAUUGCAAGGAGCAGUCCAGCAACAUCAGCAACUACCUCACCACAACAAGCACAGGAUCGGGAUGAGGAGAAUGAGGACAGGGAGUCCUCCAAGGACACGGAGCAGGCGGAGCAGGAGGAAGUGGAAUAUUUGGCCUAUCAGCGGACAAAGCUCACCGUUCGCACGGUUCCGGGUCCGGUGACGCAACUGUACUUCAAAGCCUCCACCAUAUUGGGUUUUCUCAUUUGGCGCUUUAAUAAGACCCAGUCCGGUGGCUAUCCCGUGCGCAGUUUCACGGCCGAAUUCCGGAAUGUCUCCUACAGUACACCGCCGGCGAAUGCCAGCUUCGAGCAUGCCUGGAGUCGAAUGGAUCCCAUUAAUAUAGCCCCCAAUGUGCGCCAAAUGGAGGUCUAUCGCCUGGCACCAAACACCACCUAUGAGUUUCGGAUAUGGGCCAAUAAUGAGCUGGGCAGUGGGGAAGUGGUCACCACUAAUGUCACCACACUGCCGGAAACCAAGGAGGAGGAUCUCAUACGCCUUAUAAAACCCGACUUAGACAAUUUCGAUCCACGCAUUUGGAUAGUGGCCGUCAGCAUAGUGCUCGGGACCCUUGUGAUAUUAGCGAUCGGACUCUGCAUUGUGCUCUCCAAGGAGUGCUAUCAGUCAGCGCAAAUGGAACUGCAAGAUGGUUGGGACAGCAUUGAGCUUAUACCGAAUAUAAUAUUAAAUCCCGGUUUCAGCGAGUCGGAUGGCGGAGCAGGUGGCGAUGAGGCAGGCGAGGAUGCCGACGACGAGGAGCUGGACGAUGGCGAGGGCGAGGAGGGUGAGGAUAAUGUGCCCCUGGCCUUUCCACGCACCAUUAUCUUUGGCACUCAGCAUCAUCGCCAGCCUCGGUCGCAUCUUCAUCCCCAGCAACAGCAACAGCAGCAGCAGCAGUUGCAGUUGCAGCAACAACAGCCCCGUCAGCAGCAGCAACAUCAGCCGCGUCACCAUCAUCUGCAACCCUUCCACCUGCAGGUUCAGAGCCAUCACCACCAUCACCAUCGACACCGUCAUGAUGAUGACGACGACGAGGACUAUGAGGAGGAGCAUGAGCCCACCAUGGAGCGGUUCAAGCGCAAGGUAUCGGUCUUCUUCACCGGGCCCACUAUCAAGCGCAUUUGAGAGUACAAACACUGGACACAUCUAGGUUGUUGAUUGGACAACAUGGAGCUUAUAGGUCAACACUCUUGUUUUACCUUCGGUUUCUGGUCCGUUGUUGCGCUUAGAAAAAUUGAAAUUUGGCCACCUUGUUAUAGCAAGAUGCGUAACGCCUAUAAAUUUCACUUCUUUUAUGCCAGCGUUACUCAUCUUGUUACUAUCAAGUUCUGUAAUUUCCCAAUCCAUGUUUUAGUUAGCGAAAAUUCUCUUAAAAAAGUUGUUAAACUUUACUCUACCAAUUGUUCUUAUGACAGCUUUCGAUAGUUUUUGGGCCAUAUUAGCCUCUGCCUAACCCUAUGAUUUAUUGCUCAUCUCGUUGCUUCUCCCAGAUCACAACUAUAUAUAUACAUAUAUAUGUAGCAUAUAUACACGUAUUAUAAAUAUAAACAAAAACAAAUAUAUUGCUGUGAUACAAAUUCAAUUGAAACGGACAUUGUAAGGAUUUACCACUCGAGUUAUUAUCUAACCAUCAUGAACUUGCUGAAGCUCGUAGACGAAGACGAAUGAGAAUUCAAUUGAAUUAUUGCCUAGCUAAAAAACAAAAACGCUAUCUGAGUUACAGCAAUUGGAUUACUCAGAUCCCAGAUAUAUACAUAGACAACAGACAGAGUUUAGCGAAAGAGUUUUGCUUAGAGCCACAAAUGCAGCAGAAAGAGGUCUGUUACUGAAGAGCCCAACUUAAGAAAUUACCCCUUCUCGUCCGUUUAUCCGUUUAAAUAUUAUAUAACAAUAAAAUUCAGAUCCUUUUUCCAUCUCAGUAAAUUCUAUAUAUAUAAUCUUCUGUAACGGACCUCCCAUAGCCCAGACCCUCGGCUAUAGCGUUCCAACUUGUUUUGUUUUCGGUUCGGUUGAAAGGAUUUAACAAACUGUGAAACAAUUUUAUAAUUGAGCAAAUAUUUUGCACUGUAGAGCGCACCAAACGAUCUAUAUAUACAUACUAUAUAUAUAUAUAUAUAUUAAAAUAUACU